AGCAUGCCGUUACCAGCAAAUGGCAAACCAUUGUGCAUAUGUCAGAUCUGUGAAUGCGGUCGACACAGAUGCCCGCACUCACCAGCCAAACCUAAAGUGGAAAAGCAGUGUCUUUUAACAGAAUAUAAAAAUGUUUACACUGGAAAAUCGGCGGAACGGGCCAUGCCAAUCAAACCUCAGGUGGUAUUGAAUCCCAACCCAUCUCCGUUCUCAAAAGACACAACUACUAAUCUAGCAUACAUCGCUCACCAGGUUCAUCCUCCCAUGCAAAGAGAAAAACAGGUUUGGGUACCCUCCGCAGUGCCACUUGGAGAGCAGCACAACAGUACGAGACCACUUCGUCAAACACGACCACGUGCCCACUAAAUCCAAACGACCUGAGAUGUCCAUACACCGGAAUCCUGGCAAGAUAUCCGAGCUGACAUCCCACCGUGCUGACUACACAUUGAAACACGCUGACAAGGUCACCCCAGCAGGGGAUUACAGCAGUUUGACGUGUGUGCCAGGCCCUUUCGAUAGUUCAACAACCCAGAAGUCAGACUAUGUAGAAUACCACGCACGGCCCCGCUCUAGUUACACCCCGCACCGAGAAUACAAGAAACCCACCGUACCCAUGGACGGACUAACAAAUCACAAGAGCGACUAUGCUGCCUGGGACCUACCCAAGAAAAGUGUCAGAAAGUCGAUACAGUUUGUGCCCACAACGGGUAAAACAGGAACGACCACCUUCCAGAAUGACUUCACUGGUCGACCAACUAGACGACCAUCACCUUGUCUACCUCAGCAGGGUAACAUGGAACGGGGCGAGUUUUACGGCUCAACUACAUUCCGUGAGAACUUUGUAGCGUGGCCAGUGGCUCCCCCCAAACAGCGGGUCCCCUCUGCUCACAUUCCUCCAGAUGGUCCCCUGGAGAGUAAGACUUGUUACAGGGACGACUUUGGGGCUAAAACCGCUCGACCGGUGAGUUGCAAGCCAAGACUGGAGUACAGACGUCCCUCUGGUGCCAUGGCAACAAGCACGACCCACCGAGAUACAUUCCAGGGAUGGAAUGUGAAACCAGCCACCCCAGCUCAGGACUACCACGUGAGGACCACACCACCACCCUUCCAGGGUCUCAGUACUUACAAGGAGCACUACAACGAGUGUGCAGGACUGCCAGCCGGGCUUCUCGCUCCCCCCAACACUUACACUAAGUCAGACAAACCUCUUGAUGGGAUAACUACUUACUCGCGAGAUUUCAAGAAGAAAGAGAGGACAGUGUGCCUUGUGCCCCGCCUCCCACCCACACCCGACCUACUCAAAUCAGGCCACAAAUUCUACAACAGCUCUGUUAAUAACAAGCUAUCUGCUGCAAGGGUCGUUCAACCUACCGUGGCUUAGUCAAACACAAGGAUAUUUUUUGUAGGAACAGUGUGGUACACAGUGACAUUUUUUUGUAGAGACAGGCUCAAAGACGACGGAGAUAUUUUUGUAGAGAUAGCAUUAUAAUCCAUACUUGUUAAUAUUCAGUGUAAAAUAGUGCCUGUGUGUUCAUAUCAUGUAAAAUAUUUCUGGAUUUUCAUUUCUUACCGUUCUGUACAGUAGGUCUAACAUUGAUUCUGUUCAUUUUAUGUUCAUUUUCUGUUCAUUUUAUGUUCAUUUCUGUUCAUUUUCUGUUCAUUUUCUGUUAAUUUUCCCUUAAAUAUAGAUAGUAUCUAGUAAUGCGUUUUAAAGAUCUUUACGACCUUUUUUUGCACAGAGAAUAUUAUUUGACUAGAUGAUGUUUAAACCUUAAUUUAGAAUUUUGAGUUUCUGACAAUGACUUUACGAGAGCUCCUUUAAUCUUUAACCUUUGAUUACACUCCCGAUAGUCCACAACUUAGCUGGAAUGUGCAAUUCAUCUCGUUUUGACAUAAAAAAGAAGAUAAUUUUAGCUGUAAUUGGGCUUCUGACUUUAGGUUUAGUUUUCAGAAGUACCUUAUUUAGAGGCUGGUUAUCUAAUUCACCUUGAUUGUGGAAUUGAGGGGUAAAAUAUUUUCAAUUAUUGUGUAGUAGUAGUGUUUACUAUCGAUGUUUAUAAAUGCUUUAAGCUGUGUUUUACAAGACAGUGUCUUUAAUUAAUAUUAUUAUUAUUGUACAUAGUAUUUUAUGGUAACAUUAUAUUUUUGUUGACAA
Bolinopsis microptera is the source of this 2155-nucleotide messenger RNA. Its product is annotated as stabilizer of axonemal microtubules 2-like. NCBI's taxonomy places the organism in Eukaryota, Metazoa, Ctenophora, Tentaculata, Lobata, Bolinopsidae. The record is from RefSeq and is a predicted model, not a curated record. Gene Ontology annotation, molecular function: microtubule binding. Bases 383 to 1381 code for a protein of 332 amino acids. The transcript has 11 exons. Gene Ontology annotation, cellular component: cytoskeleton.